AUGCUCUUCACCCUUACCCUCCUCGCGGCAACAGCCAUCGCCUCACCCCUCUCAGACCUAGAAGCGCGGGCCUUCAGCUUCCCUAUCCCUUCCUCCAAGGGCAGCGUAACCUACAGCAGCGCCCAAAGCAUCUCCGGAACCUUCGAUGGCGGCCUCAAGACAUACGGCCGCGGCCUCAAGACCUACGGCCGCGGCGUCAGCUGCACCGGCGAUGCCGAGGGCGGCGACAAAGACGCAGUCUUCUUGCUCGCUGAUGGGGCCACCCUGAAGAACGCCAUCGUCGGCGCAGACCAGAUUGAGGGAGUCCACUGUCUCGGCACCUGCACUAUCGAGAACGUCUGGUGGACCGACGUCUGCGAAGACGCCCUAAGCAUCAAAGGCAACGGCAACGCCAAGACUACAGGCGGCGGCGCCCGCAACGCCGACGACAAGUACGUCCCUCCUCCUUAUCCCCCACAAUUCCACCCACCCCUUUCCACCCAUCCUUCAGGCGGCAAGCUACCCCACAGAAUCGUCCAACACAACGGCAUCGCCACCGUAACAAUCAACAGCUUCUCCGCCCAAACCUUCGGAAAACUCUCCCGCUCCUGCGGAAACUGCCCAGGAAACGGCAAAGCGCGCACCGUCGUGAUCAAGAACGUCAAGGCCUCUGGCGGGUCGGUGCUUGCGGGGGUUAAUUCCAACUAUGGCGACACGGCAACAAUCGAGUCCUCCACCUGCGCGACAAGUGUCAAGCAGAUCUGUAACCAGUACACGGGUAACAACAGUGGUGCUGAGCCGCCGCUGAUUUCCUGGGGGCCGAGUUCGCAUUGCAAGUAUAGCACGAUUGCGGCGUGUUAG
Messenger RNA from Fulvia fulva, 840 nucleotides. RefSeq names its product Pectate lyase E. The transcript is spliced from 3 exons. Gene Ontology annotation, molecular function: pectate lyase activity. Gene Ontology annotation, biological process: pectin catabolic process. Bases 1 to 840 code for a protein of 279 amino acids. The record is from RefSeq and is a predicted model, not a curated record. Gene Ontology annotation, cellular component: extracellular region. Lineage: Eukaryota; Fungi; Ascomycota; Dothideomycetes; Mycosphaerellales; Mycosphaerellaceae.